GCAAUUCCAAGUAAGAUAACCCAGGUUAUGAAUGUUGAGGGCAUUGAUAGGCACCACGUUGGUAGCCAUUUGCAGAAAUAUCGUAUUCGGCUGCGACAGAAAAAAGAAAGACAACAGUCCUAUCUUUCCUGGAAUCAGUUCCAUGGCAGAAUGAAUCCUUCCUACCCAGCAGAAGAUAUGGGAAAUGGAACUAACAACAUCAGUGGUCCAAGUUCUGACCCAGUACUGGUUCCUCAAGCUGCUAUCCAUCCUACGUGGGUCAAUGUGCCAGGGACUGGAAAUGCCAUUUUAAGAUCGUUUUCUGGGAGUGAUCAGCCACAACAGAUAGGAGGUUCUGCCGAGCAGUACUAUAACACCAACUGCUUCCCAAAUACUACAUUUGGAGCCACAGAUGUUGGGAUAAAUGCUCAGACUUUUAGCACCAUUCCAGCUCAAAACAUAAGGGAGGAGGACACUGUUCCAAUAACAGAAUUUGCUUCCUUUGAUAAUAGUUUUCAAGCACCAGGAACUUCCACACCAGGUUGUCAUGCUGGUAGUGGAUUAGCUCCUUCUGGACUACUAACGGCCUCCGGCCAGUCUCUCCCCUCAAAUGUGGGGCAGGAAAAUCUGUGUCUUCAUGAAGCUGCUAGUUCUUCAAGGCCCACAGAAGGUGGUGACAUUGAGAAAUUUCUUGAAGAGUUCUUAAAGGAAGAUGACUAGUGAUAUUACCUUGGUUAUCUCUGCGUUCAGUUCCAAAGUAAGUUCCUCAGUUUAUUGGUGAUUAGCACCUUCCUAGUUGUCUUAUCAGUUUGUGAUAUCAGUUGUUGUGUCAGUUACAAAGUUAAUAAAAGUUGCUCAAUUAUCAUUAUAGGAAACUAGAAUCAAAGGCUUUAUAUA
This is a messenger RNA of Elaeis guineensis (African oil palm), 876 nucleotides long. The record is from RefSeq and is a predicted model, not a curated record. NCBI's taxonomy places the organism in Eukaryota, Viridiplantae, Streptophyta, Magnoliopsida, Arecales, Arecaceae.